GUCUCCAACCACUAUAUUAAUUCCAACCAGUCUUCCUUCCUUCUUCUUUUUAGACUUAUAUACCUUCCUUUCAUCUUUCACAAAACAGAGAACCCUAGAUUUUCACAGCUUUUUCAUUACUCUCUGAAUCGAACACAGCAAUCGGAGCAGCUAUGGCUCAGUUGAAACUCAUCACCGCCCUCCUCGUCUCCUUCUGCGUUCUUCUACCGUUGACUCACGCCGUUAGCAAGGACGUUAGCUACUGCGAUAAGAAUGCUGACUAUGCUGUCAAGGUAACCGGGCUUGACAUCAAUCCUUACCCUAUCGCCCGGGGCAAGCCUGCCAGCUUCAACAUUGCUGCGACUACAGGUGAAUCAAUCACCGGAGGGAAAUUGGUGAUUGACGUGUCAUACUUUGGGUGGCACAUCCACAGUGAGAACCAUGACCUUUGCUCGGAAACAUCUUGCCCUGUUUCAGUUGGUGAUUUCGUGGUUGCCCACUCACAAGAAUUACCUGGAUAUACUCCACCUGGUUCUUACUCUCUUAAAAUGAAGAUGUAUGAUGCAAACAAGCAGGAACUGACAUGCAUAGCCUUCGAUUUUGACAUUGGGUUUGCAGCUUCUGUGGCUGAUAGUUAAGUGCUUCAAAUGUUGGUUAUUUGGUACUUCUAUCAUACUUCAUAGCCUGUAAGAAUGAUCCUUGUCGCUGUCCGUUCUAUGUUUAUACUUCAACUUUGCUGUAUUUUGUGAUGUGUAUAUUAUAAUCAAUCCAUCCACUUGUUGAGACUAUUAAAACUGAAUGGAACAGAAAACUU
Fragaria vesca subsp. vesca is the source of this 793-nucleotide messenger RNA. RefSeq names its product phosphatidylglycerol/phosphatidylinositol transfer protein-like. The transcript is spliced from 4 exons. The coding region runs from base 153 to 617 and encodes 154 amino acids. NCBI's taxonomy places the organism in Eukaryota, Viridiplantae, Streptophyta, Magnoliopsida, Rosales, Rosaceae. Gene Ontology annotation, molecular function: sterol binding. Gene Ontology annotation, biological process: intracellular sterol transport. The record is from RefSeq and is a predicted model, not a curated record.